AAUGGAUUAACAAUAAAGGAUUUUAUUAUAAGAAUUUAAAAUUUAAUUAAUGCAAUUAACUAAGUUCAAUUCAACAAAAGAGAAGUGUAAUAUAUGUAGUAGUGUAUUCAUUAAAUAAUACGUGUGCUUAAACAUGGAUAAUAAUGAUAGAUAUAAUUCUGAUGUAGCAAUUUCAACAAUUGAAUCCGAUGUGUCAAAAACGCCGUUAACAAAUCGUGAAUCAGAAAAAUGUUGCACAAUGGAUACUGUUCGAAAAAGAAUUCCCAUUCUUCAAUGGCUACCAAACUAUUCAUUAAGUUAUUUAGGUCAAGAUUUUUUAGCUGGUUUGACAGUAGGCUUAACUGCUAUACCACAAGGUAUUGCUUAUGCCACAGUUGCUGAUAUACCCGCAGAAUAUGGCUUAUAUUCAGGAGUUAUGGGAUGUUUUGUGUAUAUGAUUUUUGGUACAUCAAAAGAUAUUAAUAUAGGCCCAACAGCAAUUAUGUCGUUGAUGAUUCAAAGUUACACAGGCAAAUUUGGACCAGAUAUUGCAGUUUUAUUAUGCUUUUUAAGUGGAUGUGUUAUUUUUCUAUUUGGUCUUUUACACUUAGGGUUUCUAGUCCAGUUCAUCUCAUAUCCUGUGACUGCCGGUUUUACUUCAGCUGCAGCAAUAUCGAUUGGAUCUACUCAAAUAAAAAGUUUAUUGGGAAUAAAAGGACAAGCAAAUCAAUUUAUAGAAUCUUGGGAAACAGUAUUCAACAAUUUAGAUAAAAUAAAAACGGCGGAUGCAACUUUAGGUGGCUGUAGCAUUAUAGUUUUAUUAUUUUUAAGGUUUCUAAGGACAUUUGGCCAUCGACAAAGUAAUCCUUCAAAAACACAUUUCCAAAAUAUUAUAGCAAAAGUUUUAUGGUUAUUAGGUCUAGCUAGUAAUGCAUUAGUUGUUAGUAUUGGAGCAUUUAUAGCCUGGCAGUUUAGUUUGCAUGGCAAAGAGCCUUUUGAAUUAACUGCGGAGGUUGAAAAAGGUUUGCCUAGUUUUCAUUUACCACCUUUCACUGCACACCAUGAUAAUAACACAUAUACCUUCACAGAGAUGAUUGAAGAAGUUGAAAUCAGUUUGUUGACAAUACCCAUCAUUGCGAUUUUGGAAAGUGUGGCAAUCGCGAAAAAUUUUGCGAUUGGAAGUUUGGAUGCAACUCAAGAAAUGAUUGCAUUAGGUUUGAGUAAUAUAUGUGGUUCAUUUAUCGGUUCAAUGCCAACAACAGGAUCAUUUACGCGGACAGCAGUGAAUCAUGCAUCAGGUGUACAAACAACGUUAGGCGGUAUAUUUACUGCAAUUUUAGUAUUACUAUCAUUAGGAUUCUUAACAUCCACAUUCUCUUUUAUACCAAAAGCAACUUUAGCGGCAGUUAUUAUCACAGCUAUGAUUUUUAUGUUAGAAGCUCAUGCUGUGGUUUUGUUAUGGAAAACUAAAAAAAUGGAUUUGGCUAUCUAUAUUAUUACAGUUUUAUCAUGUCUAUUUACUAGUUUAGAAAUUGGAAUACUUAUUGGUAUUGGAAUAAAUACUGUAUGGAUUUUAUACGGAGCUGCUAGACCGAAUAUAUCUAUUGAAUAUGUUAUGGUGUCGAAUAAACGAGUAAUGUUGGUAACACCAUCUCAAAGUUUACUUUUCCCAUCGGCUGAAUAUUUACGAGAAAUUAUAGUUGCUGAAUUGGAUUACAUGAAAAAUUACAGUUCUAUUAGUAAUACACAAAAUAAUGGAGAAAAUAAUUUAGUUAUUGUCCUGGAUGGACGGAAUGUUCUGUACAUAGACACAACAGUGGCAAAGAAUUUGAAAACAUUAGUUGAACAUUUAGAAAAGCAAAAACAACGAAUAAUAUUUUGGCGAUGGUCUCGUGCAGCUGAAGAAGUAUGCCGUGGUUUAGAUUUCAAAUUAAGUGGAUUAUUUAUUAAUGUUGCUACAUUAGAAUUGGCAAUUGGUGAUUGGGAGAGUGAUUUUGGAAAUAAUACGAAUAAUAUACCAAAUAGUAUUUGUAGUAUGUGAAAAAUUAUUUUCUACUUAUGUACCUUAAAUGAAAUUGUGAUCAUAUUGCUUAAUAAUAUUUUUAUUCUUUUGUUAUUAA
Messenger RNA from Chrysoperla carnea, 2099 nucleotides. RefSeq names its product sodium-independent sulfate anion transporter-like. Gene Ontology annotation, molecular function: secondary active sulfate transmembrane transporter activity. NCBI's taxonomy places the organism in Eukaryota, Metazoa, Arthropoda, Insecta, Neuroptera, Chrysopidae. Gene Ontology annotation, biological process: transmembrane transport. Gene Ontology annotation, cellular component: membrane. Bases 134 to 2020 code for a protein of 628 amino acids. The record is from RefSeq and is a predicted model, not a curated record. The transcript has 10 exons.